UCUGGCCACCAUGCCACCUCCUCUCCUCUUCCUCCUCUUCCUUACCCCUAUGGGAGUCAGGCCUGAGGAUCCACGCCUAGUGGAGGCUAAAGAGGGAGGCAAUGCUGUGCUGCCAUGCCUUGAAGGUUCCUCGGAUGGUCCCCCCGAACACCUGGCCUGGUUUCGGGGCUCCCAAUUAAAACCCUUCUUAGAGCUGAGCCUGGGGUUACCAGGCCUGGGCAUCCAUGUGGGGCCUCUGGGCACCCUGAAGGAGCCCCAGGGAACCCUGCUGUUUCUCUUCAAUGUCUCCAAACAUAUGGGGGGCUUCUACCUGUGCCAGCCAGGCCCGCCUUCUGAGCAGGGCUGGCAGCCCGGCUGGACGGUCAGCGUAAAGGGCAGCGGUGAGGUCCGGGCUGGGGCAGGGAGGGCUGGGUGAGAAGAGGGAGGCCCACCAGAGAUGGAGGAGGUCCAGCGGCUGAAAUGAAUCCAGAGGGAGGGGCCGGAGGGGCCGCGGGACAAGCUGGAAGCUAGUUUUAGGUGGCUUCUAAAAACCCCUGUGGCUUUAUGACGUCAGCGCCAUGGCUCUAUGUCUUUCACUCUUUUCUCUGAGUUGCUGUCUCUCUGUCUCUCUCUGGGUCUUUGCCUCUGCCUUUCUGGGUCUCUGUAUCUCUCUUCCUCUCCUGGAGGUCUCUGUAUUCUGGUUCUGGGUAUCUUCCCAGGGAAACUGUUCCGGUGGAAUGCUUCAGACCUCAAUGACCUAGGCUGUGACUCAGGGAACAGAACCUCAACGGGCCCCAGGCCCUCUUCUGGUCACCUCACAAAGUCCCAGCUGCAUGUGUGGGGCUGGGACCACUUUAAGGAGAUCUCACACCCAGAAGCGGCCUGUGCUCCAUCUAAUAGCACAUUGAACCAGAGCAACAACCGUGACCUCACUGUGGCCCCGGGCUCCACGCUCUUGCUGUCCUGUGGGGCCUCCCGUACCUCCCUCGUCAGAGGCUCUGUCUCCUGGAUCCACAAGUAUCCCAUGAAGCCUGAUGUCAAAUUGCUGAGCCUAAACCUGAGCGAAAAUGCCCAGCACAGAGAGAUGUGGGUCAUGGGCACCCUUGGGGGAAAGGUGGUUCUGUUACUGCCCGAGGCUACGGCUCAAGAUGCUGACACCUAUCGUUGUAACCAUGGCAACAAGACCACCCAGAUGCAGCUGAAGGUCACCGCCCAGUCAGUAUGGCAUUGGCUGCUGGAGACUGGUGUCUGGAAAGUCCCUGUUGUGACUUUAAUUUAUCUGAUCUUCUGCCUGACUUCCCUGGUGGGUUUUCUUUAUCUUCGAAGAGGUGAGUCAUGUUCGUCUUCCCAAGCCUUACCCCUCCUUCCUCAGGACAGCCCACUCUGGCCAGUCUGACAACCAUUUUCCCUCCCACACCUCCCCAACAGACCUCUGAAUCCCGCCCUCCCUCCUUUUCUACCCUCCCCAAACGACCCGAGCUCUUUGGAAUUUGAACUCCCAUCUCCUCCAAGUUAUCUUCCCAGCAUCUCCCAAAUCUUCAUUCUAGAGUCUCUCCUCUGAUUAUUCCCCUUAACUCCCACCAGCCCUGAUCCUGAGGAGGAAAAGAAAGCGAAUGACAGAUCCCACUAGAAGGUAAUGAUUCCAGUGCCCUCCACGCUCUCACUCCUACACUUUGACUUUACACUUUGCACUCAGUUUCCUCUGCUCAUGGUGUCUUUUUUCCAUCUCUAUGGUUGAAAUGCUGCCCAGCCUUCAAAGACCAGCACCAAAGCCAUCUCCUCUGUGAAGUCCUCCUUGGAUGAUCACAGAUCCCUCUGUAGGC
Molecule: messenger RNA, 1802 nt
Organism: Odocoileus virginianus texanus
Lineage: Eukaryota; Metazoa; Chordata; Mammalia; Artiodactyla; Cervidae
Source: RefSeq, a predicted model, not a curated record